This is a messenger RNA of Vitrella brassicaformis, 577 nucleotides long. The record is from the annotation of a GenBank genome assembly. Lineage: Eukaryota; Vitrellaceae.
CCUGGUGCGUGCAUGCACCCCUCUCCUGCGUUGAAAAGGUCACUGCCAUGCAGCCCUUGCGUACUCGCCCCGACUUCACCCUCGUGCGUAGAGCCGCUGCGAACGAGAAGCAGAGAGACGCCGAGCAGUACGCCCAGAGGCUGGUCAAACAGAACCAAACCACCAAGUGGUUCGAGGCUGGCGUCACCAACGGUGAGCCAAAUGCAACCAUGGAGGCUGCUGCAGCUCCCGUUUCUGCUUCGGCCCCAUUGCAUGGACUCCCCCCUCCGUGUGUGUGUAUGUUCAGCUCGGCGGAUCAACCGCAAGCGUGAAAGCAAGUUUGAGCAGGAGGAGCUGCGCAUGGCCAACCAGGAGCUCACUCUUCGGCGGCAGACGAGGCUCAGGCAGCUGUAUGAGAGCGAGGCCCAAAUGUACGAGGCUGAGCUUGAACAGCGCGGCCUGGCCAUCCAGAGGGAGUACGCAUGACUGACUGACCAUAUGGCAGCAGCGGGAGGCAUGACAGACACACUACUUGACUUGACAGAAUGUAUGUAUGGACGAAAUAAGAAUAACCCGUUCAGUCUUCAGACAGACAAAA